Molecule: messenger RNA, 1075 nt
Organism: Pectinophora gossypiella (pink bollworm)
Lineage: Eukaryota; Metazoa; Arthropoda; Insecta; Lepidoptera; Gelechiidae
Product: collagenase-like
Exons: 5
Coding region: 117-968 (283 amino acids)
Biological process (GO): proteolysis
Molecular function (GO): serine-type endopeptidase activity
Source: RefSeq, a predicted model, not a curated record
UCGCAAUAUUCAUUAUAGAUACAGUUGCUACUAGGGGAGGCUUGGCGCUUGCAGACUUAUUUUGCCGCCAUUUUAAUUUAAAUAUUUUUCCAAAAAAAAGGUUUUUUAAAAUCAACAUGAAAUACUUGUUACUUUUAGCUAGUAUUGUGACUUUAUCACUAGGGCUUCCAUCCAAUUUUGAACAGAUAUCUUUAAAUUAUCAUGAAAAUAUUGGCAUCAAAGAAGCUCUGAGGAUUAGAACAGCUGAGGAAUCAAAGGAUUUUGAUGGCUCCAGGAUCGUCGGUGGAACGGAGACAUAUUUGGGUGGCCAUCCUUAUAUGGGCGGCCUAAUAAUCUCGUUGACGUCAAGCCAAACCUCAGUCUGCGGCUCGACUCUCAUUUCAAACACACGCCUCCUCACCGCAGCCCAUUGCUGGUUUGACGGGAGCAACCAAGCCGCCCAAUUCCUGGUGGUUCUCGCGUCAACCACGCUGUUCUCCGGCGGCACUCGGGUUGUUGCAACCAACGUGGAAACACACGAAGACUUCAACCCGCUUAAUUUGAAGAAUAAUAUCGCUAUUAUUGAAAUUCCUUGGAUUAAUUAUACUCCUCUCAUUCAGUACAUUAGUUUGGCGUCUGGAUCCGACACGUUUGAAGGACAAUGGGCACGCGCAGUCGGAUAUGGCAGGACCGGAGAUAACGCGGAUAUCACAACCAACCAAGCCCUACACCAGGCGUGGCUUCAAGUGAUCCCUAUCGGAGUUUGUGCCGCGACAUAUGGCGCUGAUGUCGUAACAUCUGGUACAUUGUGCACCAGCAGCGCUCAAGGAGUCAACGUGUGUGGAGGAGAUGUGGGAGGACCGCUUACUCUUAAUGGAAGACUGAUUGGUGUGACAAGCUUCGUAUCUGGUUCUGGCUGCGAAAAUGGAUUACCUGCCGGCUUCACUAGAGUCGCAGCCUACGACAACUGGAUCAAGGCUAGAUUGUAGAAUGCCUAGCAUCUCCAAUCAAUUAUCGAGCAAAACUUGUAUGAAAACGAAAUACUUACCUACGAAGAGGAAAAUAAAUACUUAUUCAAUUAUAUGAAGCUAGAUAA